Molecule: messenger RNA, 2169 nt
Organism: Phycomyces blakesleeanus NRRL 1555(-)
Lineage: Eukaryota; Fungi; Mucoromycota; Mucoromycetes; Mucorales; Phycomycetaceae
Exons: 5
Coding region: 1-2169 (722 amino acids)
Source: RefSeq, a predicted model, not a curated record
AUGUUUCCCUCUACCCAAAUCCACACCUUAGACUGUCACUGCAUUAAAUGUCACAACAGUCAUCAGAAAUCUUCUUAUGCUGCAAAGCGUACUGAGUCUCGUCAUAAUAAGAGAGCUAGAGUUGAAGGUAUCAGAAUAUUUGAGAAUACCGCAAUGAGAAACAUGGAUGUAGAUACUGAGGUAAUCCCAACUUCUCGUUCCGAUUCUGUGGAAGCAAUGGACGGUCAGGCCAACUCACCUUUUUUGGAUGCCGCCUCAAUGUUUGACAAUGACAGAGACGACAAUGAUUUCGAUGACAAUGUUGAAGAUGAAGUCAAUGAGAUCGAGAUUGAGGACUUCAACAGUGAAGACCCUUUUGCUGCUCCUGAUAUGCCCGAAAAUGAAGUCCAUCAAUUCAUAGCCAUCUUUACAGUACUAUUUGCUUCACGUCAUGUUGUUGAUAAGGGUGCUGCUGUCUUGAUUGAGUUUAUCAACAACCUGCUGAGAAUCUACGACCAAGAUUUUCAAUUACCAACCAGUCUUGCCGGUUUACAAAAAAUGACAGGAUUUUCUGCUAUUACAAAAGGCAUCAAGAUAUUUGUGGUGUGCCAAGACUGUCAUACAGUAUAUCAGGAUAUUGUAUCUGCUCCUCCUCGAUGUGUUUCCUCAAAACUUGGUGCCAGGUCUGCAUGCAACUGUAAUUUGACGAAAUCCAUAUCUUCCGGUGCCUUGGUUGCAAAGCGUGAAUAUGUCUACCAAUCCAUUAAAAAUACAUUGAGCGUUUUCUUCCGUCGCCCUAGUUUCGAAGCCAAGAUUCUACGUGGAACAAUCAUUGAUCCCAUGCAUAAUCUUUUCCUGGGGACGUCUAAGAGAUUAAUGGAUCGGUGGAUUGAUGAGAAGACAAUUGGACCUGAAGAGUUUGCUUCGAUGGAGAAAAUUGCAGAGACAAUGGUACUACCCAGAGAUUACACCACACUGACAACCAAAAUUGGAAAGGGCUUCAGCUACAUGAAAGCGGAUGAGUGGAAAUCAUGGGUUCUGGUUUAUUCUCCUGUCUUGCUGCAUGGUAUUCUCCCUCCAUUACAAUUCAAGAACUGGAUGUAUUUCAUUGAUGCAUGCCGAUACUACGUAAAGCCCAGCAUUACUUUUGAUGAGAUCACCACUGCCCACAGCCUGUUAGAAAAGUUUUGCAAUGCAUGUAACGUAGACUAUACCGCCACUAUUCUCACCUGCAAUAUGCACCUACACCUCCAUCUUCAUGAAUGCAUUCGUGAUUUUGGACCAGUGUAUGGUUAUUGGCUCUUUGGGUUUGAGCGAUACAAUGAUAUUUUAAAGAAUUUCAAGACAAAUGGCAAAGACGGUUUUGAGGCGACCUACAUGAAAAAUUUUGUUCAGAAUGCGUAUAAGGGUGAUUAUGUCAAUGCUGUUCUUAAAAGUUCUAGCCAGAUCCCCUUCAUUCACACUCUGUCUAAACUUGUUACAACCUCCAUACCUGCUGCCACAGUCACCACUCUCUCCAGUCGCCCAUUCAGAUUGCAAGCAUUCGUUCAAGGCUACACUGAUCCUUAUAAUCCACCCAAGGGUAAUGAGCCUCUUCCUCCUUCUACAUUUCCUCUAAAAUACAAAAAGCCAUCAGUAAUGGAUGAUUCCGACUAUCUCCAUUUACUUGAAUAUUACCAAGUCACUUACAACCUCCCAGACCUUGCCAGCUAUCAGGACACGUCCUAUAAUCACCCAGCACUUGACAAUCAAAUCAUCAAAUUGAAGUCAAUUGACAUUCUUGGUCAACACUAUCGAGGAACAAACAACAGCACAAUCAGUCGCAGAUCACUUGUUCAGGCAAAGUUUGUUGGUAGUAAUGGAAACAUUAUACUUGGAUUUGCUGGACAAAUUCAGUAUCUUUUUACACACUCCUUCCAACUUCCACCCACGCACAAUCUCCAUCUGACUCGCAUGGUUCAUGAUCAUCAACAUGUAUUCGCAUUUAUCAAGUGGUUUUGUACUUCCUCUGAUAGGUCGCGUGAGGAUGACGGUGUUGAAUUUUGUUUGCCCACGUUCUCUCCUGAUAGCUACCAUAGCAUUAUACCUGUACAUCGCAUCUUAUUAGAGGUUGCUACAGCUACUAUUGCGACAAGUAGAAAUGUUAGCAAAAUGCUGGUAAUUCCAUUGCCAAAGAAGCUAUAUGCUUAA